AUGGGCCCAGAUACCCAUUCCCUACUCGGAGCUGACGAAUCGCCGCCACAUACUUUCAACCACGUCAAGCGUUAUGGCUCCGGUGCGCCAUACUGGAUGUCACAGAUCAAGCGUCAAGGUCAGGUGGCGUACGGCAAUGCUUCAUUCGUCAUCUGGCGGAACGUGAUGGAUUACGGGGCAAUGGGCGAUGGUGUGACGGACGACACCAGCGCCAUCAACAAUGCCACCGCUGCUGGUGACCGUUGCGGCCUCGGAUGUGACAGCUCCACAGUCACUCCAGCCAUCGUAUACUUUCCAGCGGGAACAUACAUUGUCAGCGCUCCACUUAUCCAGUACUACUACACUCAAUUCAUCGGUGACGCCAACAACCUCCCCACCAUCAUGGCUACCAGCGACUUCUACGGGAUUGGCAUCUUCGAUUCGGACGUCUAUCUCCCGUACGGAUUCAACUGGUACACGAAUCAGAAUAAUUUCUACCGACAGAUUCGUAAUUUUGUUCUGGAUAUCACUCAGGUCCCGCCAACACGAAACGUUCACUGCAUUCAUUGGCAGGUUGCCCAAGCUACAUCGCUGCAGAAUAUCGUGAUGAAAAUGGUAGAAGGAACUUUGGGCGACGGCAACAACCAAUUUGGCGUCUUCAUGGACAAUGGCUCGGGCGGGUUUCUGGAGGACCUGGUUUUCUACGGCGGCGGAGUCGGCUUUUUUGGUGGCAAUCAGCAAUUCACAUGUCGAAACUUGACCUUCUACAACUGUGAAACUGCCAUAUUCCAGAACUGGAACUGGGUGUUCUUGUACAAAGGCAUCACGAUCAACGACUGUGCAGUGGGUCUGGAUCUGAGCCAGGGCGGCGAAGUUCCGGCCACCGGGAGUCUCGUGCUGCAAGAUAGCAGCCUCAACAACGUACAAUACGGCAUCAUCACGUCCUUCUCCUCCAACAGCACACCGACAGCAGCGGGGACUCUCAUUCUUGACAAUGUCAACUUCAACAACACAGACCCGGCGGUGCAAUAUCAGAAUAACAGUGCGAUCCUCCGGGGAAACCGUGUGGUGAACUCCUUCAUUCAAGGGCCAUCUUUUAGUGCGUACGAGCACGAGAGCACCGAGCACAACCUGACCUGUUACGUGCCCACUGCAAAUUACUCCCGUGUUCAGGGCGAAACUGUUAGUGCGCCAAAGCCGGCCAGUCUACUUACGCCAACGGGCACCUACGUGGAGCGGAGUCGACCGCAAUACGAAGGCGUCCCGGUGGAGAGCUUCAUCUCGAUCAUCACCUAUGGCUGUGCUGGCGACGGCUUGACCGACGACACCGUCUGCCUCCAGAACUUCCUCAACUCCAUCGGCCCAGAUGAGAUUGCAUACUUUGACCACGGAGCGUAUCUGAUCAGUGAGACGAUUCAGAUUCCGAACGACAUUUCAAUGCAGGGCGAGAUCUGGCCUUUGUUGAUGGUAGACGGGUCUAGCCCCACGUUCUCCGAUCCCACCAAUCCUCAAGUGGCCUUCCGAGUCGGCAACCCAGGUGAUGUUGGGACCGCCGAGAUCGUGGAGUUCGUGUUCGAGACGAGAGGCCCUGCUCCUGGUGCCAUCAUCCUGGAAUGGAAUCUUGCCGGGUCAAGUCCGGGGGCGAGUGGGAUGUGGGACACCCAUUGGCGUAUUGGGGGUAGCAAUGGCACGCUGCUGCAAUCCAACAACUGCACCAAGGACCCCUCUGUUGCCCAUGGCGUCAAUCCCACAUGCUUGGGAGCCUUCAUGCUGCUGCAUGUCACGACCACCGGAUCCUUGCUGAUGUCUAAUAACUGGGGUUGGGUCGCGGAUCACGAGCUUGAUCUGCCCGAUCAUAACCAGACCGAUAUCUACAAUGGACGAGGCGUGCUGGUCGAGAGCCAAGGUCCAAUGUGGAUGUAUGGAACAGCCUUCGAACACAGCCAGCUGUACAACUAUCAAUUUGCCAACUCCAAGGACAUCUUCGCCGGAGUCAUUCAGGCCGAGACGGCAUACAUGCAAGACAACCCCAACGCAAUCUCCUACUUCACGCCCAACACCUCCUACUCCGACCCCACCUUCGAGAACUGCUUCGAAGCAACGUGCUGGAAGACGUUCGGCCUCCGCCUCUUCAACAGCACGUACGUCUUCGUGUAUGGAGCGGGGCUGUAUUCCUUCUUCAACAACUACGAUCAGGGCUGCUUGAUCACGGAGUCUUGCCAGAUUUACAUGGUCAGCUUGGAGCAGAGCGAGGGCAUUUAUCUGUAUGCGCUGAAUACGAAGGCGGCGGUGAAUAUUGUUGAGGUCGAUCAGGUGGCUAUUGUGGCGGAGGCGCAGGUGCCGAAUGGAUUUUGUCAGACGUGUGCUAUUUUUGAGUAUCCGUAG
Molecule: messenger RNA, 2364 nt
Organism: Neohortaea acidophila
Lineage: Eukaryota; Fungi; Ascomycota; Dothideomycetes; Mycosphaerellales; Teratosphaeriaceae
Product: glucan 1,3-beta-glucosidase
Exons: 2
Coding region: 1-2364 (787 amino acids)
Molecular function (GO): polygalacturonase activity
Source: RefSeq, a predicted model, not a curated record